Molecule: messenger RNA, 5055 nt
Organism: Trichoderma aggressivum f. europaeum
Lineage: Eukaryota; Fungi; Ascomycota; Sordariomycetes; Hypocreales; Hypocreaceae
Exons: 5
Coding region: 1-5055 (1684 amino acids)
Cellular component (GO): mitochondrion
Molecular function (GO): urea carboxylase activity; ATP binding; metal ion binding
Source: RefSeq, a predicted model, not a curated record
AUGACCCGAAUUAGCCAAUCUCGCGAGGGUCAACCCCCCCUCCCCAUUCACGAAUGGAGGGCAGUCCAGGCACUAGGUGGCGGUUUGCAAAGACUCUACUUAGUUGUCAAGAAGGAGCGCAGCUCGAAUGCAACGACACGUGCCUGGAUCAGUAUCUCUACAGACGAGCAGCUAAAAGAGCAAUGGGACCGCUUACAUGCCUCACACAACGAGCCGACUUCCCUCCCCUUAUACGGCGUCCCCUUUGCCGCAAAGGACAACAUAGAUGCGGCGGGUUUCGCAACCACAGCAGCUUGCCCGGCAUUUGCGACGAUUCCUGCCACUGACGACGCUGCUGUUGUUGCCAGACUAAAGGCAGCUGGUGCCAUCCUCAUUGGCAAGACCAACCUCGAUCAGUUCGCUACAGGGCUCGUCGGAACUCGGUCACCGUUCGGAGCGGUUCCCAACAGUUUCGACCCUACCAGAGUAAGCGGUGGAUCCAGUUCGGGCAGUGCCGUCGUAGUCGCCUGGGGAGUUGUCCCAUUUUCUCUUGGAACCGACACGGCGGGAUCUGGUCGUGUUCCCGCCGGCUUGAAUAACAUCGUCGGCCUAAAACCCACGCGCGGUGCUCUGAGCGCAAGAGGCGUGGUACCGGCUUGUCGGACACUAGACUGCGUGUCUAUUUUCGCUCUCACUACAGAUGACGCUGAGACUGUCUUGUCUGUCGCAGAGGGUUACGACGCGCAAGACUCUUACUCGAGGAUCCGGCCGUUGAGCACCAGACACACUCCAGAUUCUGAAUUCGGAUCCAGGGCGAAUAAAAGGUUACAGUCCGUGCUGGCUAUCUGUGCCAAUCCACCUUGGUUCGACCGCGAUGACCAUUCUCCUUCUUAUGAAGCCGCCCUCGACAGGGCCAAAUCACUCGGAUGGGUACUACAGCCUGUCGACUUCACAUUGCUUUUCGAGCUUGCAUCAUUGCUUUACUUCGGUCCGUGGGUUGCGGAGCGUUAUCAAGCCAUUCAAGCUUUUAUCCAGAACAUUGAACCAGAUCAAAUGGAUCCCGUGGUGCACAAGAUCAUCAAACAGGCAGAGGAAUUUUCUGCCACAGACGCGUUUGACGGCGAAUACAAGAGGCAAGACUUGACCCGCCAGAUUGAGCUAGCAUUUGCCGCAUAUGACGGCCUCCUUGAGAACUCGCGAUUGGGCACCUAUACCAACUUUGUCAACUUUUUAGAUUGGUCCGCCUUGUCGAUACCUGCAGGAUUUCGACAUGAUGGGCUGCCGUUUGGGUUCACAUUAAUCGCAAAUAAUUGGCAGGAGCCACAGCUGUUGAGAUGGGCCCGGACAUGGUUAGCUGGCCAGACAAGAACACUUGGAGCUGUAUCUGCACGCUGUCUCGAGCCGGCACUGUCGAAACCCCAAGAAGCACACGCUUCGGAGAAGAUAUUCGAGAAGAGGAUUAGCGUUGCCGUAGUCGGCGCUCAUCUCUCGGGCAUGCCUCUAAACAAAGAUCUUGUCUCGCGUGGUGCUGUUCUCAGUCGUAAGACGAGGACUUCGAAUCGUUAUCGUUUAUUCGCGCUUCAGAACGAAAGCGGCCCGGCUCGGCCAGGUCUGCAGCGCCUACAGGGUGCACAAGCGGGGACAGAGAUCGUUGUCGAGGUAUGGGAAAUACCCGAGACAGCUUACGCUGGCUUUUCCGACACCAGUCCUUCACCACUUUCAAUAGGGAAAAUAAAGCUUAGAGAUGAGUCUUGGGUCUCUGGCUUUGUUUGCGAGCCGUACGGCCUUGAAGGAGCGGUCGACAUCACACAUUUUGCGAGUUGGCGGUCUUACAUCAACCGCCUGGAUCAGCCAGAGCCAGCCUCACUUGGCUCAGUGUCUACAGUCUUGAUAGCCAAUCGCGGAGAGAUUGCCGUACGGAUCAUACAGACGCUGCAUAAGUUGGGCCUCAAGGCAGUGGCCGUGUACUCGAGCGUCGACGCCGAUUCCUCUCACGUUGGCUUUGCGGAUCUGUCCUACGAGCUCAAGGGCCAAUCCGUGGCCGAGACGUACCUCUCAAUCAGCCAGAUUCUUACCAUCGCAAAGUCUGCAGGAGUAAACGCAAUCAUCCCAGGCUAUGGAUUUCUGGCUGAAAAUGCUGAUUUCGCCAUCGCCGUUGAAGAAGCCGGCGUGACCUGGGUUGGUCCUACCCCAGCACAGAUGGUCGAACUUGGCCUAAAGCAUCGCUCACGCGCAGUAGCAAUUGAGUCUGGUAUUCCCGUGGUUCCUGGUUCCAAGGGCACAUUAACGUCACUGGACGAUGCACUUAUCGAGGCCGAGAACGUGGGCUACCCAUUGAUGCUCAAGAGCACGGCCGGUGGCGGUGGUAUUGGUUUGAGGCGCUGCGCAAACGAGGCCGAAUUAAGGGAUGCCUUUGAAGGUGUCCAGCGUCAAGCAGUAGCCAAUUUUGGUGACGGGGCCGUCUUCAUAGAGCGCUUCGUUGAACUGGCGCGUCAUAUUGAGAUCCAAGUCAUCGGAGACGGCAGAGGAGCUGCCGUUACAGCUGGUGAAAGAGACUGCGCGCUCCAACGACGACACCAGAAGGUUGUUGAAGAAAGCCCCGCGAUAAUGGUGCCGGAAGGACAGCGUGUCGCCAUGAGGGCUGCUGCUGUGCGGCUGGCUGCUCACGUCAAGUACCGCAAUGUUGGCACGAUUGAGUUCAUCUACGACGUGAACAAAGACGAGUUCUACUUUCUCGAAGUCAAUACUCGCUUGCAAGUUGAGCAUCCAGUAACCGAGCUGGUGACAGGAUUGGACCUUGUAGAAUGCAUGCUGCAAGUUGCUGCCGGUCAAGGAGUUGACCUCUUCAGCAGCCCAGUCAACCAUCUUCCAACAACGGGGGCGUCUAUUGAAGUACGAUUGUACGCUGAGAGCCCUUUGGAGCAGUUCCGUCCAUGCGCUGGGACGGUGAGCAAACUGAAUUGGCCCGUAUCACUACGCGUUGAUACCUGGAUUGAUGAGGGCACCCGCGUCACGACGCUUUACGACAAGGGCCUGAAUAACACUGUCGUUGAAGGCGUCCAGACAAAUCUUGAAUAUCUGCGGCAAAUCGUGGCAUCGGAAUUAUUCUCUUCGGGAAACUUUCAUACCAAGUCGCUGGACUCGUUUCAGUUCAUAUCUUCCACAUUUGAGGUAAUUGAGCCCCAUGGAGGUGUGUCCGUACAAGACUAUCCGGGCAGGUGUGGCUACUGGAGCGGCCCAGCUGAUAAUCUUUCUUUCCGCCUCGCCAACCGACUUGUGAGCAACGACGAUGAUGCUGCAGGACUUGAGUGUACGCUACACGGACCUCAUCUGAGGUUCCAUCGUGAUGCAGUGGUUGCCGUCACGGGCGGUGAAACUCUCUUGCUCAUCGAUGAAGAGCCUGUCCCUCUGAGCACGACGUUGCGUAUUAAAGCCGGACAAACAUUACACGUGGGUGCCAUCACAGCCGGCUACCAUGUCUACAUUGCCAUUGGCGGUGGUAUCGAAGUUCCGUCCGUUGACGGUAGAAGCUGGAGGAUUCGUGUGCUCCCCGGACCACACGGAGCACCUGACUACUUCACCCAUGAUGGCCUCGUAAAGCUAUUCUACAGUACCUGGAAGGUACACCAAAACAGUAAUCGUCUCGGCAUCCGGCUUUCGGGGCCCAAGCCGGAAUGGGCGCGCGAUUCGGGAGGUGAGGCAGGGCUGCAUCCGUCUAAUAUCCACGACGGCCCCUAUUCUAUUGGAAGUGUGAGCUUCACGGGUGAUGAAGCUGUUAUUCUCGGAUGCGAUGGGCCGAGCCUUGGAGGCUUCGUCGUUUUUAGCGUAAUCAUCUUGGCGGAUCAGUGGAAGAUGGGGCAGCUGCGGUCAGGAGAUUCCGUAUCGUUUGAGCCCAUCUCUUCUCAAACAGCACUAAAGCUGGACAGCGAACUUCAGCGCGCAAUAUCGCAGAUCAGGUUGCCACACGAUCUUGGGAUUGAGGAAACAGUCGUAACCCCCGGCCUCGAUGGCCUGGAGGUUGUUCUCAGAGAAACAGUGCACAAUAGACACGGCUAUGUCUGCCGCCAGGCUGGAGAUAAUGCGCUGCUCAUAGAAAUCGAUGGCACCUCUGACUUUGAUCUUGCGAGAAGCUUUGGGAUCUUUGCAUUCUGCGAGCGCCACCUACGACUACCUCUUGCCUUCGAUGAUGCUGUCUGCCGGGCUGCUGUAGAGCGCUAUGCUUCUACAAUCCGUGGCGAGGCCCCUCAGCUCCCAAGCAACAUUAACUUUUUGCAAGAGCUGAAUGGUAUAGAAGAUAUAUCAGUGCUCUUACACAGCGCGACUUUCCUCGUAGUGGGGCUUGGUGAUGUAUUCCUUGGCUCUCCUUGCGCAGUGCCACUCGAUCCCCGUCACAGACUGUUUGGAACCAAGUAUAAUCCCUCACGCUCUUUCACGCCGCGUGGAGCAGUAGGCAUCGGUGGGCAAUACCUCUGCGUUUAUGCCACUGACUCGCCAGGUGGAUACCAGCUUGUUGGAAGGACAAAGGAUAUAUGGGCAUCACCGGAGACUCUAUCGUCAAAUGUUAAUCCACCUUGGCUAUUCCGCCAAUUCGAUCGCAUAACCUUCUACCCGGUGACAGAAGAAGAGCUAGACAGCCAACCAGCGGAUAAGCCAAUACAAAUUGUCGAGGGCGAACUGGAUCUUAUAUGGUACGAAUCUCUAUUGGCUGACAAUAAGGAGCUCAUCGCUCAACACCGAGCACAGCAAAGAGCAUCGAUGCUCAAUGUGCCUUUCCUCGAAGAUUUGUUAAAGCCGUACAUUCACAAAUCCCGGACAGUGAAAGGAGCUUCCAAGGGAGAACGUGGGAGUGCCUAUGGCUCACAGGUACCAUCAACGAUACCAGGACGUUGCUUUGAAGUGCAUGUACGGCCCGGACAGAAGAUUAUCAAGGGCCAUCCACUGGUAAGCAUCGAGUCGUGCAAGAUGGAGGUUGUUGUCAGGAGCUCCCUUGAUGGAGCGUGCAGUGCCGUGCUGGUUGAAGCCGGUGACAAUGUCGACGCUGGAGAUGUUUUAGUAGUUAUAGAUUUGGUUACCUAA